This is a messenger RNA of Haliotis rufescens (red abalone), 659 nucleotides long. Its product is annotated as snaclec 6-like. The coding region runs from base 162 to 659 and encodes 165 amino acids. The transcript is spliced from 2 exons. Lineage: Eukaryota; Metazoa; Mollusca; Gastropoda; Lepetellida; Haliotidae. The record is from RefSeq and is a predicted model, not a curated record.
GCAGACCAAUUAAGUGUUCAGCAAACAGUGAGGUCAUCCCGCUUUGGCAUGGUGGUCACCACAGAGGAGUGCUGGUCAACUGAGGUGUCUGCUGUACAAGUGAAGCAGAUUGUCAUUCAAGGUCUCAGGUUGAAGGCAGCAGUCAAGGAGCCCUUAACACAAUGUCAUCAAAUUACCCGAUGACGGAAUUAUCUAUGGUCGUUCUGUUGAGCUUUGGAGUGGCAACACUCUUUGUAACAUGCGCCGAGGGAAACAAUUUUGACACCUGCCCCCUUCACUGGUGGUCGAUCCCCAACGAGAGAUGCGUGAGAGUGUUUCCUCUAAGGAAGACACUCAAAGAAGCUGCCGAUAUCUGCAGACUCUUUGAGUCAGAACUGCUGUCUGCUGGUCAAGAGUUGGACGAGUUACAAGACUACAUCUCCCCUAUUGCCACAUCUGUGGCCGUGUCCCAGCUACUACUGGGCGUGACAGACCCCUGGGGCACGGGUGUGUUCCUGUGGCUGGACGGCUCGCUGUUUGAUGACUCCGUGUGGGCAGAUCACUACCCCAAACCUUCUGGCGGCCGAUGUGCUGUCUUUAGAACUGAAGAAAGAGAUCUGGUCAAUGUCCAUUGCACAGGCAACAAUGCAUUCAUCUGCCAGAAGAGUAGAGGUGCGUAA